Messenger RNA from Gadus chalcogrammus (walleye pollock), 6671 nucleotides. Its product is annotated as butyrophilin-like protein 2. The coding region runs from base 237 to 1016 and encodes 259 amino acids. The record is from RefSeq and is a predicted model, not a curated record. The transcript is spliced from 6 exons. NCBI's taxonomy places the organism in Eukaryota, Metazoa, Chordata, Actinopteri, Gadiformes, Gadidae.
UCCGGCCCUGCCUAUCCCCCAUAAUGCAUAAUUCAUGCAGUGGCCAAUGAGAUCACAGUUGCCGCUAGAAUAACCCUGCAUGCAUCGAAAACACAUUUCCAAGGACAUACAAAGGUAAAUUGCCUACGUAAUACUUUUGGACAUCCUCUCCAUCUGUAGGCCUACGUGUUUGCCAGAGGCAAAGGCAGAUGUCCAUGUUCCACUGAUUAAGUCAGGGGAGCCUGUCCAGGCCUCUCAUGGAAGUCAUCUUCAUCCUGUUGAUCCACCUUUUUGAAGGGGAAGCUCACACCAUGAGGGCCCUGGUCGGUGACAACGUCAUUCUGUCGGUCGAUACUCAGACGUCGUCAGACAUCAGCGAGGCUAUAGUGGAGUGGUCCAGGACAGACCUGAAUCCUGAUAUUGUCCAUCUGCAAGAUAACCGUCUGACCAUUUAUGAACAACAGAAUCCGGCAUACAGAGGCAGGACGAUGCUGUCAGCAGAAGAUCUGGACAGAGGUAUCAUCUCCCUCAAACUGUCAAACGUCCGACUGGCCGAUGAGGGGAAAUACAAAUGCCUGUUCAAGUCCAAAGAAAACGAGUACUUCGUCCAGCUUCUUGUAGGUGCAGCCUCCUCCCCAGUCAUAACCCUGGAGGAUUACAGCAGCAGCGGCCUGGUUCUGGGCUGCCGGGCUAAAGGCUGGUACCCACAACCAAAGCUCUCCUGGUGGAACGCUGAUGGACACCUCCUGCCCGCCGUAACCAUGACUACCACCCAGGACCCCGACCGACUCUACAACAUUUCCAGCACCGUGGAGGUGGAGUGGGAGAGCCUGAGCAGACCCUUCACCUGUAGAGUUCACCAGGAGCUCUUCAACCAGACCAGGGAGACGGAGAUACACCUUCCUGAGAACAUCAUUUCUGGUUUGGCCCGGUCUUGUCGAACUAGAGAUGGAUUGAUUGCUGUUGCGGUGGUGCUCUCUUUGGUGACUGUUAUUACCGGUAUUAUCGCCUACAGAACCGUUUAUAGAAAAUCCUAGAACGAGAUGGAAAGAACGGGCCAAAAUGAAGAUUUGAGAUCCUAAGACACCCACAGAAGCAGCCACUGCCCACUAUGUGCCUCUAUCUGCCUGCUACUACUCGCUAUCUGUCUCUUGCUUGCUGCUCAAGCCCACUUUGUGCCUCUAACUAGCUGCUACUGCUCGCUAUGUGCCUCUAAUGGCGUGUUUCCAGCGGUGGAUGCGUUUAGGCCCAGUACGAUUAGGUCCGAUAGUGUAGGUGCGGUUAGGCACAGCCAUGUUGCGGCUCGUGUUUCCUCCGCCGACCGUACACUUUAUGGUAGGGUGGGGUUUAAGCCGGAUGGUGAUAGCCCCUGUAGCUACGUAAGCAUCGUGACUUCACAGAAGCCCGACGCAGUGUUGCCUGCUAAUAAAUCCAAGGAAAAAGAAAAAGGCGACACAAUAAACAAAGAGCAACAAUGUAGGACGUCCAAGAAGGACAGCAAACUUUUGCGUGAAAUUUUCUUCACUCAACAAAGCUUUCACCGUUGCCCAGAAGUACCUUGCGGGUACUGUGUUUGUUUGUUAUUAUCCCUAGGGCUGGGUAUCGUGGCCAAUUUCCUAAAUCGAUUUGAUUUCAUAAGGUUCUGAAUCGAUUAAUCACUAUUCGAUUCGAUUCAAUGUGCUCUUAAAUAAUGAAAAUAGCUCAACUGUGUUACAAAAUACAAUUGUACUUUAUUUUUUCUCUUCAUCUUAAACAACAGGUUUUAAGUGCAAACUUGAAAAUUGGACAUUUUAAACUUGAGCUGUAAACAAAACUGUCUCAAGUCUAAAAAGGGCAAUUUUGGAAUAAGAAAGGAAUUGCAAGUGAAAGGGUACUCGAACAACAUUCCAUCACUGCAAAUUGCAUUAAGGCAAUGUUUAUUAAGGUGUAAAAAUAAUAAUAAUGGUAACAAAAAAACAAAACAAAAAAAUUGAUCUCAUGCCCUAUGAAUCAAUAUUGCAAAAUCUAUUUUUUUACCCAGCCCUAAUUAUUCCCCUGUCGCACGGAAGUGAUGAUUCUGUCGACCAAUUAACGGACGGCGUGUGUAGCUCAAACAUGUUGGCACCCUUUUAGACCGCUUGGUGCCCCAACGGAUGAGUACUGAGAGAUAAGUAGGGCUAAUCGCGGCUAAGUCUGGUCCCCGCACACUUUUGGCCUUGGAAACGCGAACCGUUCCGCACGUAUUCAUACCUAACCGAACCGCACCCACCGGUGGAAACGCGCCCUAACUAGCUUCUACUUCCAUCUAUAGCUGCUUUCACACAUACACGCCCAUUCUCCUGAUGGGCCUUAUGUGUGAACGACAUAUCCUGACAUUGCUAUCCCGAAAAUCUACUGAAAAAAGACUACCCCUGUGCCUGUGGUACUUUAUCCUUAGGUAAUGUAAAUUACCUUAUAUUUGAACGAGGUGUAUAAAGUCUAUUUCUCACACCACUUGAGUGGGCGUGUUCAGAGUCACGUUCAGAGUCAUUCUUGCUAAAAGCUAAAAGAUAAGUCUUAUCAUAACCCUAAAAGUACACAUCAUACAAAAAACUAUAUAACAUGAGUUCACAGCUGCACGCGUAUAUAGAAUAUUUUUUUCGAUUGUUAUUAUUUACAACAAUAGCUGAACAUUAUAGGGUCCCGUCCUUUUACUCCCUGUUUUGUCAGUUAAACACAGAAAUCUACUACAUUUGUCCCUGCAUUCAUUUGCGAUGCCUUUUCUUCGUUGUUUCUUCUAUUUGUGUCUAACUCAUGCUCCAAUCUUUCAUCGAUCGAUGUGGAUGCAACGGAAUACUAUAUGAUGCAUCGGUGCAGCAACAUUUAAGAUGAUCGCAAUGAGUUCUGCCCGUUCUGCCUCCGUGCUGUCUGUGGUCAAAACCAAAACCAACUGGAUUGACAGCGGCCACACUUACCCCGCCUCUUGCAAGCCCAGUUCGCCGAGCUCUGAACCCCUUUUUGAUUCUACUGAUGUUGCAAUAACAUCGAUGUCCGCAUAUCAAGCGUGAAUAAGUGUGAAUCACCCUCAGGCUCAAAUGUCCUGAUUUACAAAUGCGGCGAAAAGGCAGAGGACAUGUGUGAAAACGACUUAUGUGUCUCUAACUGAGCAGGUGCGUCGUUAGACCUGGGCAUUCGAGGCUAUAGCCCCGGAUCUUUUGGGAAUAGCCCCGGAUCGCUGUGCCAUCAAAAGAAAAAAGAAAAUAAAUAAUGAUGAGGAAAAUAGCCUAUCCAGUACUAUCCAGUAUUGGUGUUUUUUUAUGAUAUUCCUGAUGUAAGUCACUUCGGAAAAUGUUCAUCUGUUGCAUAGCCUUGCUGAGCGUUCGCUAGAAUGUUUCCUUGGUGGAGCUGGCAUAUUCCUUAGCAGCUGUAUAUUGCUAGUUUCACCCCAUUCACCUUUACUCUCACCAUGGUUUGUCAGCACUGAAUAAUGUACUCGACGUCUAAUAGUACGUACAACAUGUGGGGCCAGAGCAACAGCAACACAGACUUCACACCAUUGUACACCAAGUGCCCACCUCUCAGGACAUCGUCCGUCAGACUUCUUGCAUUGAAGUUAAAUUGUGUGCCAAUCUCUUGCAGUGUGCUACACAGUCUGCCAGUUUACUUUCACACUUGCAUUUCCUUACAUUAAUGGUCCCGAGUCGAAACGCAUGACUCUAAUUUCGCUCCAUUCGUAUUAUAUUGGAAUAAAUCACUAUAUCCUACUUAACUAUUAACCCUAUACUAAACAAUAUAUAUGAUAUAUCACACAUAUCGCGCUAAUCAGGAUCUUCACACUUAAUCAGAUAGAAGAGGGAAUCAGAUAAAUUGCCUCUCAUAAGGUCUGCGUAUUCCAGAAAGAAAUAGGCUAAUUCAACUUGCUCUGUCAUUGCUCUGUUAGCUCGCCCGACUGCAUGUCAGGCUACCCGGGGUGUACGUAUCACACAAGGGGACGGAGGGGGAGCUGACUAGAGUGAGUGAUGAUUGGAAUAGGUUGUUCUGAGAUCCAGGCUAAAAACGACACCAAGUUCCUACCCUAUGUUACCUGCUCCACCUCACCGGCUAGACCCGACUCAACAGCAGAAUCCUGCUCUAUAAUAUCUCCUCCACCUGUUAGAACCUUUUAGAUGGGGUGACAUUGACUAUUUACGGCCAAUCAAAAGACAAUUAUCCUAAAAUAUAUAUAUUUGUAGUGUACUUUUCUCAUUGUUAAAUAAAUAACAAAAACCUUCCUGGCUCCAAAAGUGGAUCGUUUUAAGGAGCGGUAAUGAACCGGUUGAAUGAAUAAAUAAAAAAGUAAAACAAGGUAAAUAUACAACAUAUAAAAAAAAGAAUGCUUUGUGUGAUGCAUUCUUUCUUUAUAUGUCUGGAGACCAUUAGUAUUCUCUGCUCCAACAACUCAACAUAACAGGUCGAUAUACAGAUACUAACAUAACAGUUUACAUACAUGGUUAUGUUUAACCGAUAUUAACACUACAGUUUACCAUACAUGGUUAUGUUUAACGGGAGGAAUAUUAUGUUUCGUAUGCACAUUGUUGUGUGUGUGUUUGUGUGUGACUUCUAUGCAGCUUUAAUGUCCCUAUAUUAUUUGCCAUUUCUAGCUUUCUAUUUUGUAUGUUUUGACUGAACAGCCCCUUUCUACCCUUGCUUCGAAAAGCCCUUCAUACAUUUCAUCACAUGUACUCACAUGUACUUAAAUUAUCUGCAUUUCAUUCUACCAUGAAUAAAAAAAUAAUUGAUUCUCGGCUGAUGCGUUUUUAUCAUUAUUUAUGAUAAAACUUGUUUUUGCCCACCUUUUCAUGUGUCUCGCUGUACCAAUUUACUACAGGUGGAAAAUAGCAGCAUGCUAAAACCUGCUACAAUGCAUCUCUCCUUGUUUUAAACAAGGUUAAUGUUUCUUUUGUACAUUGUCCCUGUUCAAAUUUAGUCUAGAACGAUUCUCUACAAAGCAACUAUAUAAUUAAUGCGAUGGGUCGUUUGCUGAUCAACGUCGCCCUCUGCUGGCAGUUGUUAAAACACGACCAACCUUUCAUAUCAACAGAUAAAACAGGAUUACGUCACUAGCAUGCUCUCAGUUAAACUGAGCAUUAAAGGCUAUAACGUUAACGAUGUUUAACUAUCAAAUGUUUGGUAACAUGUUAUCAAUCCAAAUUUGUGUAAUAUUUAUCUGCACAUUUAUCUGCACAUUUAUAUCACUUCAAUAUAAAUGUCAUCUUUUCAAUAUUGAUUAUUUCAUUUGCAAUAAAUACCUGCCUGGAUCAAUUUAUGCAUUUAAAGGGUAUAUUUUCCUGUACAUAUAUAGCCCUUCUGUAUUCAAGUGUAAUUCUUUUUGUAUUAAUUGAUAUCUAAAUGUAUUGAGUGAUUUCUAAAUGUAUUUAUUUAUAAUGUAUUGACUGAAUUCUAAAUGUAUUGAUUUAAAUUCUAAUGUAUUAAUUUGUUUCUAAAUUAGUGUUAUGGUAUCUAAUGCGAACCGGGGCUUAACCAGUAACCAUUGGCUUAAAUUCCAGUACGGUAGGGCUGAGCGAACUGGAGCCCCGGGAGGCUGUUGGAACAUGGAAUGCAAUUCAUAUUUAACAUGGGGAGCUAGUGAAACUUUAAGUAUAUUUAUUGUUUUACUUAAAGUAUUAACAAUAUCAUUUUGACUUAAUGUUUUAAAUUUGCCUAAUUAUUUAAUUCAUUAUUCAACAAAAUGCAAGUUCAUGCUUUGUUUUUGUUCAAUAUGCCAUUUCUAUGAGCCUGUAUGAGUUCUACUUACUUUACUUUUUUGUGUGAGCUGCAUGUAGUCUCGCGGUCGGAUCUAUUUAACACUUGGAUCGCCUUGAAACGAGAACAUUCGACAGUUGAUGAACUGCUAGUUUUGAAAAUGUCAAGUCCUCUGCAAAAUCACCUCCAUUAACAUUUCACACCCUGAUCACAUUGUGCUUCUCAAAUGCAUAUUUUGACAAAUAUCCAAUUGCCUGCAAUAUACAGUUUCCAUGAGCGUGUAUGAAUUUUACUUGUUUUGGAUAUUCUGAUUUGGGUGAAAUAUUGCAAAUAUUGUUGAUAGGAUAUCCUAUUCAUAAUAUGUUUGUUUGCAGCUCAAUAAUAGAUAUAUCUCUUAUCUCUAUUUCUUAAGACAACAUUAUAUGUUUAUCUCAUGUGUCCAGCAGUAGUUACCCCAGGCAAAUGGCAAACCGCACCACAGGUACCACAGUGAACUCAAGUGGUUCUUCAACCCCAUGUUUUACACUAAAGAUCCAAACUAAAAGCUAUGGUAAGAAUCAAACACAAUACACAAGUGAUGUAGCAAUUGUUCAAGCAUGUGGACGGACAGAUCUUAUCAUCGUUUAAAAUGGAAGACACAAUUGUUCACAUUUUGUGUCCGCAACAGACUCCAACGAUCUGUUAGAACUAGCAAGACAUAUUUAUGGUUAAGCUACAAAUAACCAAACCAUUCAUCAGAACAUUUCUUCUCAUUAAACAAACGCAAAAAACAUUAUUCCUAAUAACGGCAACAUCACAUAGAACGUAGCAUUCCAUCCUUUUGGAAUACAUAGUUUGCCUCUGUUUGAACAUCAUUUGACAGGUUCUUGCCCCAGGACAAUGUAGAGAGGUGUAUCUGGUAUUCUGAUGGGCGGAUGUCGCUGACUUUCUCCUGAACUGCAUGUAGUCUCGUGGUCUGACCUAUCUUGUGCUGUGUAAAAAUAAAUGAAUCG